Molecule: messenger RNA, 1405 nt
Organism: Momordica charantia (bitter melon)
Lineage: Eukaryota; Viridiplantae; Streptophyta; Magnoliopsida; Cucurbitales; Cucurbitaceae
Product: secretory carrier-associated membrane protein 1
Biological process (GO): protein transport
Cellular component (GO): recycling endosome membrane; trans-Golgi network membrane
Source: RefSeq, a predicted model, not a curated record
CAUUUUUCGCUUCGGUUUUUGUUGGGAUAACAAACGAAAACAAACCACAACGAAACCCAAAAACCAAAAUUCCAAACAAACCAAAAGGAAGAAAAAGGGAUUUUGGCAGAUUCAUUCAUUCUCCGUUGCCUUCUUCCUCAAUCCACAUUUCUGUAAGAGGGCUCUGAUUUCAACCCAUUUCUUAUUUAGUUUCUUUUUCGCUUCACACCACGCAUUUAGAUCUUCCUAAUGAGUCGAUACGAUUCCAAUCCUUUCGACGAAGACGUCAAUCCCUUUUCUAAUCCUGGAGCUGGAAGUGUUCCACCUGCAAACUCGAGGCUCUCACCUCUUCCCCCUGAAACUUAUGAUCGUGGUGCAACAAUUGACAUUCCUCUUGAUAAUUCAAAGGAUUUGAGAGCUAAGGAGAAGGAGCUUCAAGCUAAAGAAGCUGAACUGAAGAAGAGGGAACAGGAAUUGAAACGGAGGGAAGAUGCCAUUGCACGAGCUGGAAUUGUUAUAGAGGAGAAAAAUUGGCCACCAUUUUUCCCCCUUAUCCAUCAUGAUAUUGCAAAUGAAAUACCGAUCCAUCUACAAAACAUUCAGUAUGUUGCCUUCACAACAUUGUUGGGUUUGGUUGUGUGCCUUUCGUGGAACUUUGUGGCAGUUACGACUGCUUGGAUCAAAGGUGAAGGUCCAACAAUAUGGUUUCUUGCUAUUAUCUACUUCAUAUCUGGUGUUCCUGGAGCAUAUGUUGGCUGGUAUCGUCCUCUCUAUCGGGCUACAAGGACUGAUAGUGCUCUGAAGUUUGGGUGGUUUUUCCUUGUUUACUCGAUUCAUAUCGCCUUCUGCAUCUUUUCUGCAGUUGCUCCUCCCAUUAUAUUCAAGGGGAAAUCUCUUACAGGGGUCUUACCUGCGAUAGACUUGUUGAGUAGUAAUGCUUUGGUUGGGAUAUUCUAUUUCAUUGGUUUUGCAUUCUUCUGCAUUGAAUCAUUAAUCAGCAUAUGGGUUAUCCAGCAAGUGUACAUGUACUUCCGUGGCAGCGGUAAGGCUGCAGAAAUGAAACGUGAAGCCGCCAUGGGAACCCUGAGGGCAGCUUUUUGAAAUGAACAUUCAAACUUGUUUUUACCUGCUGACAAGACUCAAAGAUCAUCACCAUCCCCCACCUGAAAAGAGUGUGUAAGUUCGAGGAAAAUCCAUCAUUUUAGUCACCAUCUUUUACAUCAACAGUUCUCAUAUAGUGAGGUUUCUUAUAGUGUUACUUCCUUAUUAAUUGAUUAAGUGUUGUCUUAACCAAAAACCAGCGAAAAUUUAGUAGCAAAUACCACAAAUAUUUUCAACAGCCUGAAUUCUUGUUGAUCCCUCCCUGCUUACUCUCAUGUAGAUCCGUUCACAUAAUCAUUCUGCUGUACUGAUAUUUUUGUGUCCA